AUGUCGAAGGCAGCGAAAUAUAACGAAGAACAUGAAGUUAUAACAGAAGUAAUAGAGAAUUAUGGGAAAAUGCCGUUUCUCUGGAAGAGGGAUCAUGAAGAUUAUUCGAAUAAAGGUGUAAGAUGGGAAGGAUACCACAAAUUGCUCAAAAUUUAUCGAAAAUGGGAUGAAGAGAGUACUACAACUACGCUAAAGAAAAAAAUUGAUAAUUUACGCUCGAAUUACAUAAAGGAACAUAAAAAGGUAAUGGCAUCAAAACGACUAGGAUGUAAAGUUCAUGUUCCAACUUUGUGGUAUUACCAUUUACUAACUUUCCUGAACAACCGAAGCAGUAAUGUUAAUGAUGACGAAAAUGGUUCUCAUUCACAGGACCCUUUAGAUGAUCAAUCUUCGGACAACGAGGCUACUGCCAUAAAAAUUGAAGUUCAGCAAACAUCUGACGACGAACCAAUCGUGAAAAAUGAACCCAGUCCCAGUACUCGAAACACUCGAAAAAGAAAACUAGGCAAACCUCUAAUAGAAAGAUCACAUCCUUCAGAAUUAGCAAGAAGACUCCUCCCUAGUUUUCAACGUAACGUAUCCUGGGAAGUCACAUACGGGAAAUCAAUCGGGUAUCAAAUGAAGGAUCUAAAGGGAGAACAGUUGGUGAUCUGUCAGAAGCUAAUUUCUGAUGCUAUAUUUUUUGCCAAACUGAAUAAAUUGAACGAAAAUUCACAAGUUGUGAACCCUGAAGCGGAGGCAUUUAUUGGACAUAGUUAUCUGGCAAAUGUUUAA
This is a messenger RNA of Cydia amplana, 774 nucleotides long. RefSeq lists its product as uncharacterized. The transcript is spliced from 3 exons. Bases 1 to 774 code for a protein of 257 amino acids. Lineage: Eukaryota; Metazoa; Arthropoda; Insecta; Lepidoptera; Tortricidae. The record is from RefSeq and is a predicted model, not a curated record.